Molecule: messenger RNA, 2917 nt
Organism: Cicer arietinum (chickpea)
Lineage: Eukaryota; Viridiplantae; Streptophyta; Magnoliopsida; Fabales; Fabaceae
Product: exocyst complex component EXO84B-like
Biological process (GO): intracellular protein localization; Golgi to plasma membrane transport; exocytosis
Cellular component (GO): exocyst
Source: RefSeq, a predicted model, not a curated record
GAGUGCAAUGGACAUGCAGUAUCAUGGAGUGUUGCACCAUUCGAUCCUCAUGAAUGGAAUAGAAUAGAAAAUGAAAGAAAGGACAAAAUACAUACAUAAGGCAGAGGCCGAAAGUAAACAUAUAUGUUAGUUUUGUGGAAGUAGAUGCAAACGCAAUGCAAUACAAGAUGAAAAACAAAAAGCAGUUAAAAUUAUUGGCGAAAAUAUCAAUGAAGUAUCGAAUAACGACGAAGCCUAAGCGGAAAUAUCCAAGGCAAGUAUAAGGUACUAUAUUUAGAAUCAAUUUUGUUUCUUCACUUUCAUAAUGGAAUCUUCAUCCACAUUCAAGUUCCGCUUCAGAGACCACUCGCUUCCGGACUCUCGAAAUUCUAUGCAUUCGUCGCCAAGCUCCGACGAUGUUUCCAUCCUCUCACUCUCUAAUUCUCUCACUGAUCAACCGGAGGUUCAUAAUUUCAAACUUGAUAUUCAAUCCAUCACUGGAAGGGGUAUCAAACAUCUCUGUGAUGAACUUCAAGAGCUCAGGGAAGCAGCAAAUCUAGAUUUACACAAAAAUAUCUUUGCUAAUUAUUCCUCAUUCCUUAGAAUACUAGAGGAAGUGACAGGAGUGGAAAAUGAGCUUGUGCAACUACAAAACCACUUCUUAUCUCAUCAAAUGUUAGUCAAGGAUCUUAAAGAUCGCAUAUAUCCUAAGAUACUGUCCAUAAACUCAACCAUUGGUGAAGAAUCUAUAGACAUUACACCAUCUCCGCCGAGCAAGUUUGAAGCUCAUGUCAAUGAUGUUUCAGAGAAGCUGGAUAUUCUCGUGUCAGAAAACAAAAUAGAUGAAGCCCUCCAACUUCUAGAAUCUGAAUAUGAACACUCACAUGAUGAUAAUGAGAUACUAUUAUAUAACACUGUGAUUUCUGAGAAAAAGUCCAUGCUUAUACAACAGUUGACACAGAUGGUUGAGAAUAAAAGAUUAGUAGGAUCAGAACUACAUAGUGCACUGGCUUCACUUUACAGGCUUGGAGAUACUCAAUUUGCUAUUCAUUUAUUGCUUAGAUACUGCCAUUUGUGUAUUGUAACAGGAAAAAACAAUUUGCAGUGGUCAAGCUCAUCAUUAAAUGAGAUAUAUAUCAGAAAGCUUGCAAGGUUUGUGUUUUCUAUGAUCUCACAAGCAGCUAAGAGCUUUGUGAUGUUAUGUGGAGAAACUUCUCCUUAUGCCUCAGAACUUUUGCUUUGGUCAUAUGAAGAAACAAUGUCAUUUAUUGCAUGUUUUGAAAAUUUUGUUAAAUGUAUAUCGACAGUAAGUGUUGGUUUGUCUUCUGCUAUAAAGAGUGUGAAGUUUGCUGUUAUGUAUUGUUCUUUGUUAGAAAAUCAGAAAUUAGUGCUAAAGCCAUACUUGGUAAAGCAUCUAUGCCCUUGCAUGGAAGAGGUUUUGAAUACACACAUAAACCACUUUAAGAAAGUGAUUCCUAUAUUUUCAGUAAGUGAUCCUUGGAUUCUAGAGAAAUACCUUGUGUCUGGAGUGUUUGGUGAAGCUGGUUCUUCAACAGAACAACCUGAUUUUUGCCUGCUAACUUCCAGCGGCCGGAAGGUUCUCACGCUAUUGCAGGCCAUUACAGAGGACGUUUCUCCGUUAGUUGCGCUUGAAAUGGGAAAUCUAGUCAUUAGUGGACUCAAGAACCUCUUUAAUGAGUAUAUCAUCAUACUUGAAAGAGCACUUACUUAUGAAACAAGUGCAAUGGAGCAAGAUAGUCCUAGAAUCAAGUUUGCUGAGUCAUUGACACAACAGGUUUCUAUUUUGGCCAAUCUGUCAACAUUGGUGCAGUUUCUGUCUACUAUGGUCAAAGGUAUCUUUAGCAGCAGAAGCACCAGUCACAUUGAUUCACAAGUAGUGGAGAACCACUCAGUUGUAAAUCAGCAUCGAGAACUUGAUGAUUUCUUGUUGUUUAUUGAAGAGGACUCCAAUAACAAGCUGAGAAAUGUGUUCUGCAACCAAUUAAUUCUUAGAGUGUUGUCUACUUGCAGUAGCCAUGAAAUAUUUCCAGCUACUCACUAUAAUCACCAGUUUGAUGAUAACACAAUCCACAAUCCAAUGCCUUCAGCAAUAUUUCAGGCUUUAUUUCUAGAACUAAGGAAAAUUGAAAAACUUGAAGAAGAAAAUGUGUUUGAAGGAAACUGGUUGAUGGAAUUACUAAGAGAGGUGAUGGUAUCUAUGUUUAUUUGGCUUUCCAAGAACAAAGAAAUGAAUGCAACAACAGAAGAGAAAGUGAGCUUACAAACUGAUGAAGCCAAACAGUUUAUUUUGGAUGUGCAAUUUCUGGUAGAAAUGGGAAUGUAUGGAGGAUACUUUUCAACUGAUCCUUUGCUCCUUCUCAAUCUCAUGAAAUCAACUUUUAACUCAGCUGGACUUGACCCUUUCAAAGAUGUAGAUAGUGAUGAUUGGGCUAUAGAUGUUGCUUCUGAAACAAUUCAAAAGCUGUUGGAGAUUGAGAAAACAAGUUUACAUCCAAAUGAGUCUAUAGUUGCCAUGAAAGAGGAGUUACAUGAACACCAAAACUAUGAAUGUAAUUUUUCUGAGGUAGAUGAUAUAAAUUGUUUAGAGGAUAAAGUAGACUUGGAGGAGCAUGGGUCAGAAAUUGCUGUUGUUGCAGAAACUGAUUCAACAACAUUUAGCAUUGGGGAGGGAUCAUUAGCAGAUAGAGAUUAUGUUGAUAUAGACAAUGUUAAUAUGAGACAGCAUAGUAUGAGUUACAUGCAAUUAGAGAAUACUGAUUUUGAAAAGACAACAGAUGUAGGAAAUGAUGAAUUGACUCCUAUACAUUUCUUGGGUGAGGUAGUACAGAAUUCUGAUCAAACUGAAUCUAAAUCAGAGGAGUGAUAUAUAAAAUUGUAUAAUUUCAUUGUAUUAUAUAUUCAUAGAAUUUUAGUUUUC